CCUUCAGGAAAGGUUGCAUCAGUUUUUUUGAGGAUGUUCAACUCCCUCAAGGUUGGGCUCUGAACAAAGCUCUGUACUCAGGAAACAAGCGAGCUGGCUCUGUUGUUGGAUCCCUGACCCUGUUCAUUCACGGACUUUCCUCCUCUUUCUGUGACUAUUGUCUUUAAAUGAAAGCUCUGUUUCUGCACCUGUGGGGAUCAUCACCACCAUGUCAGAACUUAUUUUGAACUGCUCUGCGAUGACCACAGCAAGGUACCGGCCCACUUGGGACCUGGCCCUUGACCCACUGGUGUCUUGUAAGCUCUGCCUUGGGGAGUAUCCAGUGGAGCAGAUGACGACUAUAGCCCAGUGCCAGUGCAUCUUCUGUACUCUGUGCCUGAAACAGUAUGUUGAGCUCUUGAUCAAAGAAGGAUUAGAAACUGCAAUUAGCUGCCCAGAUGCUGCCUGCCCUAAACAGGGCCACCUACAGGAGAAUGAGAUUGAGUGCAUGGUUGCGGCUGAAAUUAUGCAAAGAUAUAAAAAGCUACAAUUUGAAAGAGAGGUGCUCUUCGAUCCCUGUCGGACGUGGUGCCCGGCGUCCACCUGCCAGGCCGUGUGUCAGCUCCAGGAGGUGGGGCUGCAGCCCCCCCAGCCGGUGCAGUGCAAAGCCUGCCACAUGGAAUUCUGCUCCACCUGCAAAGCCAGCUGGCACCCUGGCCAGGGCUGCUCAGAAUCCAUGCCAAUCACCUUCCUCCCCGGGGAGACCAGUUCUGCUUUCAAAAUGGAAGAGGACGACGCACCCAUCAAGCGCUGCCCCAAGUGCAAGGUCUACAUAGAACGCGAUGAAGGGUGUGCACAGAUGAUGUGCAAAAACUGCAAGCAUGCCUUCUGCUGGUACUGCCUGGAGUCUCUGGAUGACGAUUUCCUCCUGAUACACUAUGAUAAGGGACCCUGCCGGAACAAGCUGGGCCACUCCCGGGCAUCUGUGAUCUGGCAUCGGACACAGGUCGUGGGCAUUUUCGCUGGAUUUGGGCUCCUGCUCUUGGUAGCCUCACCUUUCCUGCUCUUGGCCACUCCUUUUGUACUUUGCUGCAAGUGCAAAUGCAGUAAGGGUGAUGAUGACCCGUUACCCACCUAGAGGAAGACACGAUGCUGGAACAAGAUACCUGCCUCCAGGAAGCGUGGCUCUCCCCCACCCCACUCUGCCGCCCCCUCUCACUCAACAUCUUUCUUGCCUUAUGUGCCCCAUCAAGCUUCACAGUGUCAGGCUGGACGCCGUGAUUUCAGGGACUGAUGUCACAAUGUUUGCCAAGGCCCCAGGUGCAGUCCCCUAGGCAUGGGGAAGGCGAGGCAGGCAUGGGCAGGGCACAUCCCCACAGAUCAGCCUCUGUAGAUGACAGGGGGUUGCUGCAAGGAGCACACCAGGCAGUUUUCUCUCUGUGACCACAGACUUGGAAUGUCUGGCAGUGUCUUAAGAGACUUUCUCAUGCAGAACGUCGUCUCCUCCUUGGCUUCAAAAUGGCACCGUGUUGUUGAGAGAAAUCUUUUAAGGAUUACGACUCUCUUCAGACAGAAUUUGAUUAUUCCAACUUGAGAAAAGCACUCUGUUUGUGACAACUGUUUUUUAUUACUAAUGGUAUUUAGUAAAAUCCUUUUUAGAAGGCAUUUUUUUUUUCCAACUGAGUCGUGAAAAUCAACAAGGUGCAUAUAAACCAUCCUAUGCCUUUCUUGAAAUGUGCAUUUUAAGAAGUUAUAGUUAAAUGACUUUUCAGGAGAUUUAGAAAGCCUUAUGCACUCUUUGUGUUUUUCUUAAAACUUGCUGUAAUAACUUUUUGAAUGCUGUAAGCUAUGUACUGUUAUAACCACGGUUCCUGUAUCGUUGCAAUUCUUUGAAAAUAUUGAUAUGCUUAAACAAACA
This is a messenger RNA of Carlito syrichta (Philippine tarsier), 1897 nucleotides long. RefSeq names its product ring finger protein 144A (gene RNF144A). NCBI's taxonomy places the organism in Eukaryota, Metazoa, Chordata, Mammalia, Primates, Tarsiidae. Gene Ontology annotation, cellular component: cytoplasm; Golgi apparatus; ubiquitin ligase complex. Bases 209 to 1117 code for a protein of 302 amino acids. The transcript is spliced from 8 exons. The record is from RefSeq and is a predicted model, not a curated record. Gene Ontology annotation, biological process: positive regulation of proteasomal ubiquitin-dependent protein catabolic process; ubiquitin-dependent protein catabolic process; protein polyubiquitination. Gene Ontology annotation, molecular function: ubiquitin protein ligase activity; zinc ion binding; ubiquitin conjugating enzyme binding.